AUGGCCGACUUGCUGAGCACUUUUUUAGUUUCUCUUAUUGCAGGCGGAUUCGCAGGAUGUGCAGUAGAUCUCGCCUUAUUCCCUUUAGAUGCAAUUAAAACUCGGCUAAUGGCAAAUGCCAGUGCUAAACUUGAAUUCACAAAAAUCUACAAAGGAUUGUCUAUGGCAAUGGCAGCAUCUUUUCCAUGUGCAGCAACAUUCUGGGCCAGCUAUUGCUCAAUGAAAUGGAUUCUUGAAAAUUAUAGAAGUUUCCUAUGUUUGGCGCUGUAAGGCCGAUAAAUUCUGAUCGGAAUUUAUCGGUUGGUUGCACCAAAUCAAUGCCUUGGUCGGACCAAAAAGCGAUUUAGUCCGACGAACUUGGAAAGCUCCUGGGAAAAUGUCUGCGCUUUCAGCGCUAUAUAGAGGAAACCUCUAUAUGGAUUUUCAAACUCUCCAGCAAUGGUUCACUUCCUAUCAGCAGCUUUUGGAAGUGCUUGCACAGCAUGCGUUAGAAAUCCUUUCGAAGUUGUUAAAAGUCUCUUACAAGUGGGUGCUUAUAAAUCUGUUGAAACUGCAUGACAAGGUAUCGUUAAAACUAAAGGUCUCGCUGGACUUUAUGUAGGCUUGCUAUCUUUAAUAUAUAGAGAAAUCCCUUUUGACGCUGUUCAAAUGACUAUAUAUGAAUAUUUGAAAGGCUCUGAUUACGGUGGUAGUGAUCUAAGUUUAUACCGGCAUUUGAUAAACGGCGCAAUUGCCGGUGGUUUUGCAGCUUUUAUCACUACACCUAUAGAUGUCGCAAAGGUAAGAAUCCAAACUGAUAAAGGUGAUGGCAAAUAUAAGUCUUUCUUGCAAACAAUUAAGCUUAUAUAUACAAGUGAAGGUCUUCUGGCAUUAUGAAGUUCAUGGAAAAUCCGUGUCCUUUACAUUACUGUCGGUGGCAUGAUGUUUUUUGGAACCUAUGAAACAGUCAAAGCAGAAAUUACGAAAUUUAUCUAA
Molecule: messenger RNA, 975 nt
Organism: Blepharisma stoltei
Lineage: Eukaryota; Ciliophora; Heterotrichea; Heterotrichida; Blepharismidae
Source: the annotation of a GenBank genome assembly